Molecule: messenger RNA, 816 nt
Organism: Aegilops tauschii subsp. strangulata
Lineage: Eukaryota; Viridiplantae; Streptophyta; Magnoliopsida; Poales; Poaceae
Source: RefSeq, a predicted model, not a curated record
AUGGAGCAGUUCCAUCACGGCCAGCACGUGCGGCUGCGCAGCCGCGUGCACGGCACGUACCUGCACGCCGACGAGGACGGACAUGGCGUCAACCUCCGCGUCCGCCGGGAGUCUAUGAACGCGGCUUGGGCGGUGCACCGGCACCCGGGCGAGGACGGACAGUUCCUGCUCCUCCACAGCGCCGCCUACGGCCACUACCUCGCCGCCACGGACGUGCCGGCGCCGCCCGGCCACCGCGGGCUCCGCGUGGAGCAGCGCGACUACGACCAUCCUGAGGUGGAGCCACUCGUUUGGCAGGCCAUCCUGUCAGAAUCCGAGGAAGAAGUCUACCUCCGCAACGUCGACGGCGCCUGCCUCCGCGCCAACGGGAGGUUCUGGAACACCGACGCCACCGUCGACUUCGUCUACGACCUCGACAACAUCAGCAGGAAGAUGCUCUGGGUCGUGGAGGAAAUCCCCGCCAGGGAGGUCAUGCCUCCCCUUCCACGUCCGAUUGGGCUUCCCCACCCCAUGUUGCGGUCGCGGAUGAUCAUGUACAUGUGGCGGAACAUCCUCGGGGGCCUCAUCACCCGCGGCUCGUUCGUGUUCAGGGGGAGGUCCGUGUUCCGCCUGAGGCAUCAGCUGGUCAGGCGGCUGCGCCCCAUGGUAGACUUCGACGACUCCGAGCUCGUCAUGGGCCUCCCCACACGUGAUGGCCGGAUGUUUCCACUCGUCGUCGACCUGCCCAGCAGCGGCGAGACCCUCCACAUCUUCGUCGUCAUCGUCGGGACGCCUGCCCACGCGGCGCUGCGGUACGCGGAUGUCGAUGCAGAGUAG